AGACGAAAGAGGAGUACGAGGAAACGGACGAGGAGACGAAAGAAGAGGACGAGGAGACGAAAGAGGAGGACGAGGAGACGAAAGAGGAGGAUGAGGAGACGGCACGACAAGUACACUCCGAACAGCGUAGUAAACAAUCGUCUGAUCCAGCUAAACACUUUCACAUGGACAGAGGAGCGUCUAAAUUGAAUACUGACAAAUUCUCCAACAGUGAAGACCAAAGCAAGGCCUCUGUCUCUGCUGCUGAGGAUGAGAAGCGGGCCUGUAGCACCGAGGACAAUGUAGAAACCAAGAUGGAGGAUAAUGUGGAAAUAGGACCAGAUUACGUGAAGACUGGUAUGGAGUCAUCAUUCCAGCCCAACAACCCAGUGGGAACGGAAUUCAUUCAACCUGUCAUGGGCUACUUCUGCAACCUGUGUCAAGCCAUUUAUGUCAAUGAGGACGAAGCAAAGUACCAACACUGCAGCAGCCUCUGUCACUAUCUGAAGUUUAUGGAACAUUCAGGCGGCCUGGGCCGUGACAUUCUAUGUAAUACCAACUGGGACUAUGGCGCUGCCAUGCUAAAAACAUGCUUUUGGGCACAAGAGUCAUCUAUCUGUGUUAGAGUCCUCUAUAUAGCUCUAUGGGCGCGGCGUCUGUCUCCAUGGUAAACAAACAUGGCGGUGUCUGGAAAACAUACAAUUUUGUCCUCCACACCGCUGCAGGUCCUGUUCUACCUCAACGGCUGGUAUUUUGCUGCCUACUUCCUUGCUGAGGGUCUGAUGUUUGUUUACAAAGGAUUGUUGUUACCAUACCCACCAGCUAGUCUCACGUUGGACGUUGGGCUACUUCUUAUUUUCCUUGGCCUGGAGUCCCUCCGAAUAUUUUACGGUUGGAAGGGGAACUUAACAGAGCGUUCUCUGGCCAUGUUAGUGAGUGUGCUGGUCCUGGUGCCGUGCACAGUGCUGUCUGUGUACUACCUGAUGCUGCAGACCUUCGUCCUGCGCCUGGAGUUCAUCCUUAAUGCUGUGUUACUCUGCUUCUACAGUCUGGAGAUGCUGCUGGGUAUCAUGUCCAUAUCUGCAUUCUCCAGGUCAAAGGUGUACUAAGGAAGAGGAAUGCUGCAAUGUUCCACAUCGCUUCAAGAGGAAUGAAAAAAUGAUUUUUACUGGGAUUGUUCUGUGAACAUAUUUUAAUCCCACAUGAUAUUGUUUGUGUUUUUAUAUGAUCUGCUCAUUUAUAUUUUUGUAAUGAUGAAAUGUCACCUUUUUUAAUUCUUUUUUGUGUCAACUGUCAAUCUUGUGUUUUACUAGUAACACUAAUGGAAUUGUCAAUGAGGGUAUUCAAUCUGCUGUACUUGAUAAUGGAAUAUAUUUGUAUGUUUUUUUGUGGGAGGGGGGAUUCAGAACACUGUAUUUAACGAUUUACUUAAUUAAAACAAAUCCUUAUUCAUUCACCAGAUAACUUUUUUCCACAAGCUUAAUAUAUAUUUCUGAUUUGCUGAAUCCCACCAGCAGCCUAUGGUUAAACUCAGAUCCUAAUUCCAUAGAACAGGGCUAUUGACCAAAUCUGUGUUGUUGAGCAUUCUAAGCAAAGAUGUGAAAUGAUGGGCAGUU
Messenger RNA from Salvelinus namaycush (lake trout), 1595 nucleotides. RefSeq names its product transmembrane protein 216-like. Gene Ontology annotation, biological process: non-motile cilium assembly. The record is from RefSeq and is a predicted model, not a curated record. The transcript is spliced from 9 exons. Lineage: Eukaryota; Metazoa; Chordata; Actinopteri; Salmoniformes; Salmonidae. Gene Ontology annotation, cellular component: ciliary transition zone. The coding region runs from base 657 to 1088 and encodes 143 amino acids.